CGGGGCUGACCGCCGGGCGACCGGGAAGUCGGAAGGACGCGGGUGGGCAGGGGGCGACGGAUAGGACCCGGGGCACGGAGUUAGGGGCGCGCCGGCCACAGGUAGGGCCGCUUCCCGGAGCCCCAGGCCGGCGGCCCAGCGCACAAAGCGCCUUUGUUGUCCCUCGCGGCCGGUUCGGGCUGGUUGGAGCCGCCCGCGCGGAGAGGGCGGGCCGAGAGUUCCGGAUCCCCGCCUCGACUUGGUUUCCACCAGCCCGCAAGCAAGAGCAUGGCAGCCAUCCCCUCCAGCGGCUCGCUCGUGGCCACCCACGACUACUACCGGCGCCGCCUGGGCUCCACUUCCAGUAACAGCUCCUGUGGAAGUGCCGAGUACCCCGGGGAAGCCAUCCCCCACCACCCGGGUCUCCCCAAAGCAGACCCGGGACACUGGUGGGCUAGCUUCUUCUUCGGGAAGUCCACUCUCCCGUUCAUGGCCACAGUGCUGGAGUCCCCAGAGCACUCGGAGUCUGCCCAGGCCUCCACCAGCACGAUCACAUGUGACCUGGCUCGGGAAGCUGUGGGGAAGCAGCAGCCCAGCGGCCAGCCUGGCAAAACCAACUGCAGGCCACCGUCCUGAGUGACCACCACCAGCUGCCAGGCUUCCUUUCAAGGCGCUAGGCUCAUCAGAGCCCUCUUCCUCCCCUUGCCCUGUACCCUCCCUUCCCCACCUCUCCCCAAGACCAAGCAGGCUACAGUCAAGGGAAGCAGUUCACUUUUUAAUAUCAAAACAGCAAAACACCAAAAAGGAAGUUGAGAGAAUCCCACUCUCUGCUAUCCGAGCCACACGAACGCGCCUUCCUCACACCCCAUGACCCUGUGCCUUGCACCAAGUGGACAAUAAACUCCAGGAGUGAGCA
Bubalus bubalis (water buffalo) is the source of this 895-nucleotide messenger RNA. RefSeq names its product pancreatic progenitor cell differentiation and proliferation factor (gene PPDPF). Lineage: Eukaryota; Metazoa; Chordata; Mammalia; Artiodactyla; Bovidae. Gene Ontology annotation, biological process: cell differentiation; multicellular organism development. The transcript is spliced from 5 exons. The coding region runs from base 268 to 615 and encodes 115 amino acids. The record is from RefSeq and is a predicted model, not a curated record.